UUGCAGUGAGCCACUGUGCAGAGAGAGAUACAUUACUGGUAAUGAAAUUUACCUUUUCCUAAGGUUCAAGAUGGAAAACCAUAAACAGGAUAAUACUGCCAAGGAAAACUUAAUUUUUAAUAUUAUAAACAGAAAAAUUAACCAACUUCCAGAAGCAGAAAGGCACCUACUUGAGUAUGGAUCCACAUUCAUUGGAAUUAAUGCUGCUUUCAGUGGUCUAAUAGCAAACAGUCUCUUUCGACGCAUUUUAAAUGUGACCAAAGGAUGUAUAGUUUCUAGCAUACCUAUGGCAGUGGUCCCAUUUUUUACAGCAGAUGUGUCUUACAAAGGUUUUAUAAGUUUACCUUUAAGUACAGGUGAUUUGAAUUGUGAAACCUGUACCAUAAUUCGUGGAGGGCUGGUUGGUUUUAUAUUGGGUGGUCUAUACCCUGUUUUCUUGGCUAUACCUGUAAAUGGUGGGCUAGCAGCCAGGUAUAGCUCAGUUUUGUUACCUGAAAAAACAAAUAUCCUAGUUUACUGGAUUGGGAUUUCCAAGCCUGUCUUUAGAAAGAUGCUAUUUCCCAUGUGGCUUCAAACUAUGUUUACAGCCUAUCUUGGAUCUAUUCUAGACAAUAUAAACUACUUAUAA
Suncus etruscus (white-toothed pygmy shrew) is the source of this 628-nucleotide messenger RNA. RefSeq names its product transmembrane protein 126A-like. Gene Ontology annotation, cellular component: mitochondrion. The record is from RefSeq and is a predicted model, not a curated record. Gene Ontology annotation, biological process: mitochondrial respiratory chain complex I assembly. Lineage: Eukaryota; Metazoa; Chordata; Mammalia; Eulipotyphla; Soricidae. The coding region runs from base 71 to 628 and encodes 185 amino acids. The transcript has a single exon.